AUGCGCCAGCUGGCCGACCUGGAGAAGAGCAACGAAGCCUUGGCAUUCAUGGGCGAAAGGCUGAAGAAGGCCUUGUUCAAGCAGCGCGCUCUCAAUAGUUGGCUUUGCCGUCGCCAUAUCAUGAAGUGUGAAUUCUACUCUCACCGUCAAAUCUGCGAAAAGGAAAAAUCUGACAAGAGAAGCAAAGCCGCAAAAUCAAAGCCACUCCUUCUUCAUCCUAUCGUCGGUCUUGUCGAAAGUCAGUACAUAAUGCACUCCUGCAAUAUGACAGUACAGCUGCUCAAUGAAGGACAGCGUCAAACCCUCGGAAGAUCCCCUACAACCCCAUCUCCCCUCGCCUCCUGCCACACCUUUGCUCCCACCACCUUCGCCUUCCUCUUCAUCUUCCCAACACCACCUGUCACUACCAUCGUCUCCUCCUCGUCUUUCACCCCAGGCAUCCGACCAGGCAAAGUUUCCUCCCUUGAGGAAUCAGCCCUUGACUAUGAUCUGAACGCAAAGUGGGCGGUCUAUGGCCUCGCUCGACAGAUGUACGCCAGCAAGAUUCAGGGACGAGAAGCGUUAGCGAUGGAAAAGGAGCUUGCUCUUGACGAAAAACCAGUUGGAGUUGCCGGACAAGGUGAAGAGUGCGAAGCCCACGAAGCAGAAGAGGUGGUUAAGGCUGGUGGCACGCGUGGCCUCGACGAUGCGGUAGGGGUGGGAGAAGAAGGGAACGAGAAGUCAGACGAGCCCGUCCCAUCGCUCCGACCGGGGAAUCUUUCUUUGAGCUUUGUCGUGUAG
Cryptococcus wingfieldii CBS 7118 is the source of this 780-nucleotide messenger RNA. RefSeq lists its product as hypothetical. The transcript is spliced from 3 exons. Lineage: Eukaryota; Fungi; Basidiomycota; Tremellomycetes; Tremellales; Cryptococcaceae. The coding region runs from base 1 to 780 and encodes 259 amino acids. The record is from RefSeq and is a predicted model, not a curated record.